Molecule: messenger RNA, 2106 nt
Organism: Siniperca chuatsi (mandarin fish)
Lineage: Eukaryota; Metazoa; Chordata; Actinopteri; Centrarchiformes; Sinipercidae
Exons: 4
Coding region: 187-1869 (560 amino acids)
Source: RefSeq, a predicted model, not a curated record
AUAAAAUGUGAGUGUAUGUGUGUAUGACUACAUUGUAGCUAUGCAAUGACGAAAUGUUUCAUAAUUGUGAUGGUACGUGAAAUGAUUUAACUGAAUAGGAAACACCAAUCGAUCUUCCUUCUUGUCGAAGAGGUUUCGCAAGAGAUUAAUAGCCAAACUCACAGAGUUCCUCUGGAGUGAAAGACCAUGGGCCGGCUGGAUGAUGCUGCCAAACACAAAGUAGUGGAGCUGCGGAAGGCUGGUCUGAGUUUCCGUAAGAUCAAAGCUGUGCUGGAGCUGGAAAACAUCAAGGUGUCUGCCCAGGCUAUCUACCUGUUCCUGAGGGAGUUUCAAGGGAGGCCGCCAGGGAGGGUCAGACCUGUGGAGGCUGGAAGCAGCACAUCACCAGCACAGGUGCAGCCUCGAGCCGGGGCAAUACAAGAGAGCUGGAGUAACAUUCAUCUCCAAAACCUUCUGCGGAAGGCAUCUCACCAUGCCGACUUUGCCAAACAGACUUCCACAAAUCGGGAUACUGGUGCAAAGCCAUCUGGGUCUGGGGAGACCAGUGGAGGCAGCAGGCCAGAACAGCAACAUGAUGGAGAUAAGGAAGAAAAUGACAUCCAGAUUGUUAGUGUCACCUCCCUCGCACAGAACAUCCAACAAAGAAGUCCCCAGUCAGCUGUAACAAGAGCAGAGACAGGCACUGUGUCUUCCACACUAACAGCUUCUGGAGCAUUCAUGAGGAGGAGGGUCACACCUUCUCCAGCCACCAAUUCAAUGCUGGCUGCUCGAAAGAGGCUUUUGGAUAAAGCACUGUCACACAGGAUGAAGGUGGCAUCAUUGUUGAGGAAAGAUCACUUGAGUGUCCAAGGUGCUGAUUUGAGAAGUACAAUGCCACAACCACCUGAAACGUAUGAUCUGACCACUGAAAAGACUGUUAUGGAAGGUCAGCCUGGAGGAGGCGGUGCCCCCAGGCAUUUUCUUACACAGAGACCAGGUCUGUCUGUUCGUUCCCUUCACCCUCUCCCUCGGGUUGGCAUUCGUCUUCCUAACCGGUCAUCAUCACCUUUAACAUCCUCGGCUCCUGGUGUUGCCGCCAUCCGUCUACAGACUCCUGGAGGCCAGGGCACCACUCGUAGUGACAGGAACCCGAGCCCCCAGCAGGCAGUCCAGGACACCGGAGGGAGAGGUGGUCUGCAGGAUCAGAUUCAGACCCUGGGCUCUGAGGUGCGCAGCUUGGGUCUGGCAGUGAAGAUGCUGGUGGAGCAGCAGUGCCGCCUGGAAAGGGAGCAGGCGCAGCAGACACACAUUCAGAAGCAGAUCCUCAGCACUCUCCAGAGUUUUGCCUCCAGACUGCGAUGUUGUCGCAGUGUUCAACAGCAACACAACAAAACUCCAUCACCCUCUGAUUUGCCAACACCUUCUGCAUCUACCUCCUUCAGCCAAGACACCUUCAACUUCAGUCAAGGCACGUACACUCAGUGCAGCCAAACCCAGCCAAGCUAUAACUCUUUAGAGAGUUUAGAAAAUGUAGAGGCCUUUAAACUGCCAGGACUGAGUCCUUCAAGCAUGAAUGGGUUUCCACCAUGUAGCAAUGCUGAGAACUUCCCACUUACUCACACUCCCCCUCAAACACAAUCGUAUGCAGCUGCAUACCCACAGCAAAACAGUCAAACACUCAUGCCACCCUACACACAGUCUUAUGUCCCUACUUACAGCCAUUCACAUUCUCAGAAUUUCAGAGGAUCAGAGAAUAAAACAUCUGAUUUCCCAAGCAGCUUUCCAGCAAGGACUCUCCAGGACUGCGGUGUGUCCACCCAGACGGUGAUGAACUCUAACCACUCUUCACAGGAUCAACAGAUCAAUAUUAUCAAAGUGGAAGGACCUUAGAGGGCUUCAGAUGCCACAGUGUUUUUGGACUAUAAGGGCUUGGAUAUGCUUUUUUAGAAUCACUUUAGAAUACUUAUGUAAGCCACACAUUUUUUUACAAUGAACCUAUGCUGUAGCAUUUCUUAAAUUGAUUUAUUUUAUUUCCAAAGUACAUAUAACUAGGACUGGUGUUACAAACUGUUAGUUUUCAUACCACUAUGCUAGCUGCUUAACAAAAUAAAGAGAUGGUUCAAAGAA